Messenger RNA from Hyla sarda, 2048 nucleotides. Its product is annotated as arylsulfatase H-like. The record is from RefSeq and is a predicted model, not a curated record. Lineage: Eukaryota; Metazoa; Chordata; Amphibia; Anura; Hylidae. The transcript has 10 exons. Gene Ontology annotation, molecular function: arylsulfatase activity. The coding region runs from base 99 to 1952 and encodes 617 amino acids.
GUGUAUUAAAAUUAGCACUUAACUGGCAAAGGCGGGGUUACUGCCUUCAACUGCCACUGUGUUGUAACCGCCGCCCUGCCCGCAGCACCGCCCGGCUAAUGAAUAUUCAUAUAUUGCCUUACUAUGUUGUCUCAUAUCGGCCGAGUCCCGGACGCUACUGCGCAUGUGCGGGAUUUCUCACUACACCCGGAAGCGGUCUUCAGCGCUGCUUCAUUCGUCCGGAGCAGCGAUUAAGUAUUUACAUGGCUAUUUUACCAUUGCUACUUUUGGUCCUCGGCGUCUUUCCAGUAAAUGAAGCAACCGCUCAAAAGCCAAACAUAUUGUUGUUUUUGGCUGAUGACCUUGGAAUCGGAGAUGUUGGUUGUUAUGGGAAUGACACUAUAAGGACUCCUAACAUUGAUAGACUGGCCAAGGAAGGUGUAAAGCUAACUCAUCACAUUUCUGCAGCUUCUUUAUGUUCCCCAAGUAGAUCAGCAUUUAUGACGGGCCGAUAUCCUAUCCGAACAGGCAUGACUGGUCAUCACAAUGGCAAGGUGCUAUUGUGGAAUGCUGCAUCUGGAGGACUUCCCACAAAUGAAACAACAUUUGCCAAAAUCUUGAAAGAGCAAGGUUAUUCUACAGGAAUCCUUGGCAAAUGGCAUCUCGGUGUAAACUGUGAGUCUAGCGAUGACUUCUGCCACCAUCCAUUAAACCAUGGCUUUGAUUAUUUUUAUGGCACCCCGUUCUCGCUCUUUAAUGACUGUGAAGUCUCAAGGGAAAGUGAGAUGCCUAUGUAUAAUAAACAGUUACAGGCCCAGAUAUUCCUUAUCACAGUGCUUACACUUAUAGUUGGCAAGAUCUGGAAAUUCAUCCACAUCCCCUGGAAAAUGAUUGUGAUCUGUACCUUGGCUGGUUCACUGUACUUCAUGUAUUGGUUUAUUGCCUUUGGAUUUAUGCCAUAUUGGAACUGUAUACUUAUGAGGAACUUUGAAAUAGUUGAACAACCAAUGGACCUAGACAAAAAAGCCACGCAAAUCGUUCGGGAGGCCAAGGCAUUUAUUAACAGGAACAAAGAUGGACCGUUCCUCCUUUUUGUAUCCUUCCUUCAUAUCCACACUCCUCAUUAUACUACAAAGGAGUUCAGAGGGAGAAGCAAGCAUGACUUAUAUGGAGACAACAUAGAGGAAAUGGACUGGAUGCUUGGUCAAAUCCUUGACUCUAUUGAUCAAGAAGGUUUAAUAAACAAUACACUGACUUACUUUGCUUCUGACCAUGGUGGAUACUUGGAAGGAAUGAUUGGAAGCCUUCACCUUAAAGGCAGCAAUGGCAUUUACAGGGGUGGUAAAGGUAUGGGAGGUAUGGAAGGUGGUAUACGAGUGCCAGGAAUUCUACGGUGGCCAAAUGUUCUUCCUGCAAAUGCUAUAAUUGAUAAACCAACAAGUCUUAUGGAUAUUUUUCCAACAGUAGUUAAACUUGGAGGAGGCAUGCUGCCAAAAGACAGAAUAAUUGAUGGCAAAGAUAUGAUGCCACUUCUGCAAGGAUUCGUAUCUAUCUCUGCUCAUGAAUUUAUGUUUCACUACUGUGAAGAGUACUUGCAUGCAGUUCGAUGGCAACAAACCCGCAUAGAAACUGUUUGGAAGGUUCAUUACAUUUCUCCAAAAUUUAGUCCAGAAGGAGCUGGGGCAUGUUAUGGUUCCAAGUUCUGCACCUGUAGCGGUGAAAAGGUGAUCUACCAUGUGCCACCAUUGCUUUACAAUCUCUCCAAUGAUCCUUCAGAGAAGAACCCUCUUUCUAAUGAUUCAGAACUAUACCGCGAAGUGCUGCAAACCAUACAGGAGGCUGUAGUGCGCCAUAAUGCUACUCUACAUCCGGUACCCCAGCAGCUGUAUGGAUUAAACAAUCUAUGGGAUCCUCGGCUGCAGCCGUGCUGUGGGACCUUUCCAUUCUGCUGGUGCAAUAAAGAAACGGAUUAAUGAUUGUUACAUAGAAAUGUAUUGCUUAUGUAAACCUUACAAAGAAUGUUUUUAGAGUUUGGCAUCUUUUGUUACUACUUUUAGACAGUUUACACA